AAGGAGAGAGAGAGAGAGUUUUAAUUAAGAAGGACGACCACAAAAAACCAAGAUUUUUAUUAUCUCAGAUCCUCUCUAUUCAUCUCUACCCAUCCAUCAUCUUCAUCAGCAACCUUUCCCCCAGAGCCAUAAUAUUCCAACACAAAAUUCAUUUCUCCUUAACUUCAAAAGCUCUCAUCUUUACUGUCUUUAAUGGAGAAAGAUGGGUGUUUCUGGGCGUGAAAGGUUAACCCUAAUCUAAGGUUACAGGAGAGUAGAGUGAGAAGAAGGAAGAGGGAAGUUUAGAGGGCCACUACUGCUUGAUGUUUAGAGCAUGGAUUUAGGCAGUAAUCCUCCGGCAGCCACCAACGCGAGCUCCGCCGCGGCCGCGGCGGUUAAAGGCGGUGAUGUUCAGGAGAGUGAGACGCCGGCGGCGAGGAUCUCGGCGGUGAAGCCGUUGUCUUUUAGCAGUAACGGGGUGCUGAAGCGCCACAAUUCGCUCCACCACCACCACCACCACCACCACGCGGUGGUGGUUGUUUACAAGGAGUGCCUGAAGAACCACGCCGCCAGUAUCGGCGGCCACGCCGUGGACGGUUGCGGGGAGUUCAUGCCGUCGCCAACGGCGAAUCCUGCGGACCCAACCUCGCUGAAAUGUGCCGCGUGUGGGUGUCACCGGAAUUUCCACCGCCGUGAGCCGGAGGAGCCGCUUGGGCUGCCAAGCGCGGCGCCAGCUCUAGAGUACCAGCCCCACCACCGCCACCACCCGCCUCCACCGCCGCCGCCGCCGCCUCACGACCACAGCAGCCCGAAUUCCCCAUCUCCGCCGCCGAUCUCUUCCUCGUACUACCCCUCAGCGCCGCAAAUGCUCCUCGCGCUUAGCACCGGCUUAUCCGGUCACCCGGCGGCGGACAUCACCACCCCAAUUUCCGCCGCCGCAAACCCCUCAUCCAUCCACCCAUCACCACACAUGAAAGGGAGAAAGCGGUUCCGAACAAAAUUCACCCAAGAUCAGAAAGGUAAAAUGCUGGAUUUCGCGGAGAGGAUCGGGUGGAAGAUUCAGAAGAGAGACGAAGAACUGAUCAACGAUUUCUGCCGUGAAAUUGGAGUCGAGAGAGGAGUUUUAAAGGUCUGGAUGCAUAACAACAAGAACACUGUCGGCAAGAGAGAUAACAUCACCACCACCCCCGCAGCCGCCGCCGCCGCCGAUAACGGAAAUGCUCACAGUCUCGGUUUCGACAUCGGCCGCGUAAACUCCGCCCCACUCACCUCCGACUUCAACCUCCGUCCAGAAAGCAACAACAACGGCAGCCAUAGCCAAAACCACUACGCCCUCCACAGCGGCGACGUUCUCGCCGCCAAUGGGUCGUCGUCUUCUUCCUGAUCCGGCACGUGGAAGGGGAGAAUAAAAAAGAUUUUAGAAUCUGCGGCAAAAUUUGCAGGAAACACAACCAACUAUGGUGAGGCCAGUACUGUUCUAUCUUAGCUACUGCUUAUUCACAAAGAGCCUAUUUUAGAUCUUCUGUUUCGACUGUUCUUAAUGAUUAGUGCUCUGAUCUGAGGAAAAAUCUGCAGAACAUCGUUCUGAUGAGCAAUUUAAUUUGUUUAUUUUUCAUUCUCAUCAUCCUGACCUGUAAAUUAUAACCUUAAUUAGGAUCUCCAAAAAAAAAAUUGAGUCUUUUCCCA
Ipomoea nil (Japanese morning glory) is the source of this 1665-nucleotide messenger RNA. RefSeq names its product zinc-finger homeodomain protein 9-like. The transcript has a single exon. Gene Ontology annotation, cellular component: nucleus. Gene Ontology annotation, biological process: regulation of developmental process; regulation of DNA-templated transcription. NCBI's taxonomy places the organism in Eukaryota, Viridiplantae, Streptophyta, Magnoliopsida, Solanales, Convolvulaceae. Gene Ontology annotation, molecular function: transcription cis-regulatory region binding; DNA-binding transcription factor activity. The record is from RefSeq and is a predicted model, not a curated record. Bases 314 to 1363 code for a protein of 349 amino acids.